Bicyclus anynana (squinting bush brown) is the source of this 1602-nucleotide messenger RNA. RefSeq names its product mitotic spindle assembly checkpoint protein MAD2B-like. Gene Ontology annotation, cellular component: zeta DNA polymerase complex. The record is from RefSeq and is a predicted model, not a curated record. NCBI's taxonomy places the organism in Eukaryota, Metazoa, Arthropoda, Insecta, Lepidoptera, Nymphalidae. The transcript has a single exon. Bases 247 to 852 code for a protein of 201 amino acids.
GUUGCUGUCCAACUAACAUAUUUACUCUGUUCGUGUACUUCGCGUUCUGACUUCUGUUUUCACCAGUUUUCCGAUUUUGAAAUUUGGUUUUGUUGGACUAAAUGCUAAAUGGGAAUAAUAUUUCUUCAUUCGAGUAGGUGUUAAAAAAAAUCCGCUGACCGCUCAUCAUUUACUUCGCAAAGCGUAACCAGCAAUACAAAGAUAGUCUGGUCCUUCUGUAAGCGCUGGAACUGUUAUUCAUUCGAGAUGGACGCAUGUUUUGUGGACAUCACAGUGGAAUUUCUGUCUGUAGCUUUUCAUAAUAUACUGUACUACGCCUCUGUAUACCCGAAGGUUAUAUUCGAGACGAGGAAGAAGUACAACAUCGUGGUCUAUCGGUGUCUCCACCCUGCUGUGAUUAUGUACAUAGACAAAUGCUUAAAAUCUCUUGCGGAGGCCUUCAAGUCAAACGCGUUGCAUCGCGUCGAGUUGGUUAUGACGGACCUGAACCACAAGCCGGAAUUUAGUUUUGUUUUUGACUUCGAAUUCAUGGCGAACUUCGACGAGACGGCUGAUGCCUACCUGGUGAGGAUCGAACAGAAUUUGCGCGCUUUCUGCUUACUCUUAGGGUCAGUGAGCAAAAAGUUCAAUGCCUUACCAGAAGAUAGUAGCUUCAAGAUCCAGCUCUACACAACUGAGUCUGUUGAAGUCGCUCUAGAAAGCAUACCCCAAGCAGAAGACUUCCCACUCGUGGAAGUGGAGGAGGAGACCGAAGAAUUGGACAACAUUAUGCCCUUAAUGAGGUUCUCCAUUAGAAACUACAAUGUAUACACUCAUAUAGAACUCCCGAAGCCGUGGACCUUCUGUUCUUAAAUAUUUCUAUGUAAUUAAUUUAAAACAACUAAAUUAAUUGAACUGAAUGUGAUUGUUGUUCUUAAGUUGUAAAUAUAUUGAGUCUUGUGCCACUGAGUUUACAGCUUGAAUGACAGCGUAUUGCUUAAUGGUAAACUGCUGUGCACAAAAUUGCUGAUGAAAGAAAUGUGUGUGCCUGCUCUCACUCAAGACAAAUUAAAACUUGAGCUCAAGUUAAGAUACUCUGUUACUCAAGAUGUGGACUGAGAUGUUAUAAACUUCUAUGACUGACGUGAUAGAUGUGCUAAAUAAAUAAGCUACAGAAAAGUAACUAUUUCAUACUCUUGUAGCAUAGUUGAUAAUUUAUUAAGAAUAAUCAGUAGUAACUGUUUCUUGGUCAAAAAAUCCCAUAAUAGAGAACAAAAUCAAUAGACUAGUAAAUCAUAAUUAUUUUGCUUCCUUGUAUUUCCUGUAAAAUAGUUUAAUUUCACAUUUGCACAGUUUAUAAUGUGAAAUGCUAACCUCUGUUUGGUCAUACAGUAGUGUUCGAUUUGUUAGCAAAUUAGUUCUUAACUUAAAAAAUCUAUUUUAGUUAUAAAAAAAUUAAAAUAGCUUAUUAAUUUAUGGUUUUGUGAUAAUAGUCUUACUGUUAAUGUAAAUAAAACUAUAAUAUUGUACACAAACUGUAAGAGGAUGAAUAAAUACAUUAUUGUUUUGAAACAAUAAGUUAAUUUUGUUUAAGAAAUAAAAUUCAUGUUCUGUCUAAAACAA